UGUUGAUGCGGUGUUUUGCUGUGAUUGCGAGUUAAGAGGAGUAAUAACAGCUGAGUAUUUCCGUAUGGCUGACAAGGAUAAUCGUCAGGGUCCGUUCUCUAAAGUACUGCAGAAACAUGCAGGAAGAGCCAAAGAACGGAUGUUAUGCUUUUGAAUUAAAUGGGUGUUUGUCUUUUUGUUUGAAAGCUUUUCAUUAACGAAUAAGUGAUUGGACAGAAUAAAGAGUAAAGAUAUAAUCUUAAAUUAUUGCAAAAUUUGGGCAAAGCAGACCGAACAACUGAUGCUGAUUUUGAUCUUUGUGUGAAGAAUUUUAAUAAACAGCAAAUUGCUGUGUUGAGAUUGCAAAAGGAAUUUAAAAAUUAUCAUCAGUGCUUGAAAGCUAUGCAGGCAUCUAGAAAGAGUCUUAUGGAUACCAUAUGUGAACUGUAUGAACCCUGUUGGGUAGGGUUGGAUUAUUUUUUGACAAAAUCUGAGACACUGAACCAGAAUUUUGAAGACUUUUGUGAAAAGAUAAACAAUCAACUGUUAACUCCAGUAGCAUCUUACAUAGCUCAAUUUCCUGAGCUGAAUAACAAAAUAGCUAAGCGAAAUCGAAAAUUGUUGGAUUAUGACAAUUGCCGCCAUAAUUUGCAGAAUCUUCAAACUUUGAAAAAACGGGAGGAGGCAAAAAUUGCCAAGGCCAAAGAGCAGCUAGAUGAGGCUCGUAAUCUCUUCGAAGUUAUCAACUCUGAAUUGCAUGAUGAAUUACCUGCAUUGUAUGAUAGCCGUGUGUCAUUUUUUGUAUCCCAUCUUCAAUGCCUGUAUCUUGCAGAAGCUCAGUUUCAUAGCCAAGAUUCAGUUGCAUACAUUGAAUUAAAUAGCAUUUUGGAAGCUCUAGAUGAAGCAUGCAGAAAAGGAACCACAUAUGAGCCAAACAAGGCUGAUGUUGAAUCUCAGGGAGAGAAAGGUGAUGAUUCAUCAGCACUGAAGUCUACUACUUUAUCUGAGUUUCUGUUGGAGAAAGAAGAUGGAUCUUCAUCUGGGUCGGCAUCUGGCAGUGCUGUGUUUUCUACACCUCCAACAACAGCAGUUAGAUCUCUCAGUUCAGAUAAUUUUGAUGUUACAAAAGAAGAUAUGAAAGAAGAUGAAAGCUUGGAAGUCGAGGCUGCUAAAGAACCACCUCCUACAGAACACCGUAUAUUGUAUCAGGUACAAGGCACUUACAAGUACACUGCUGAAGAUGUUGAUGAACUAUCCUUUAAUGUUGGUGAUAUCAUUGAUGUAAUUGCCUAUGAGGAUCCAGAUGAACAAGAAGAAGGAUGGCUGAUGGGUAUAUUUAAUGGAAGAAAAGGAUUGUUUCCUGCCAAUUUUACAUCUCGUAUAUAAAUUUUUGACAUGUGGACAAAAUUUGCAAUAUAUAUGCAAAUAUGCAUUGUGAUAUUUUGAAAAGCCAUUCCUUGUUUUCAUGGAUUUAUUCAAGUAUCGUGUGUUUUACAUUAUUGAGCUUGACAUCAUCUUACUAGUUUGUAAUGUAGGUACAUAAUGAGUUAUUGUAUAUUAUUCCAUUGUUUAUAUUUAAGUCUAAUUUCUAUUUUGGGGGGGGUAUAACUCUUCAGGCAGAAAACGGACCAGUUAGAACAAACUUAAAGCUAUCUUGUUGCAACAUAAAUAAGUGAAUUGGUGUAAGAUAAUAACAUUUUAAUUUUGUUUGUGGAUUAUGGUAGUUCAAACUUAAACAGAACAAAUAGUUAUUCAUUUUUACAUUUAUUUAUACAACCAUUGAAAAUAAUCUGCUACACAAAUAUAGAGAGGCCAUAUAUUUUCAUUCUGUUUUUCAUGUUAUCAUUCUAUCAUCUGUAACCAAUUGUAUGAGGUAGUAGGUUCAGAUUUUGUAUUAUGAAUAGCUACGUGGUUAUUUGUAUACGGGUUAAAAUAGUCACACAUUAAUUUAAAAUUUGGAUCUGUUUUUAAACAGAAGAGAAACAUUUGGCGUUUUUCGUUUUAUCCAAUUGUUUAUGAUAUCAAAUUAUUUUUUAUAUGCUCUUUAUUGUGCAGUUGAAAUACAGACAAAAGUCGUUAAUCCGGACUUCGGCGAUUCCGGAUUAUCGAUUUUUCUGGAUUAUAGAUCAUCAGUUUAAAUCUGGUAAGAUGGCAUGCAGAAAUUAUAAAAUUAAAAAUAUGAAACCAUAAU
This is a messenger RNA of Stegodyphus dumicola, 2170 nucleotides long. Its product is annotated as myc box-dependent-interacting protein 1-like. Lineage: Eukaryota; Metazoa; Arthropoda; Arachnida; Araneae; Eresidae. Gene Ontology annotation, molecular function: phospholipid binding; protein binding. Gene Ontology annotation, cellular component: plasma membrane; cytoplasm. The record is from RefSeq and is a predicted model, not a curated record.